AUGGAACCUACCAACCCUCCUGCGCGUCCGCAGAGAAUCAUCAGGAACGCCGCCCAUUUUCACCAGUUGGAGGCAGAGGCCAGAGCAGCGGCGCUAAGCGGUGCUAACGCAGGAUACUGCGGUGACUUUCCAGAUAACGAUGACGACGCACAGGGCGUGUUGAUUGACGAGAUGCUGGAGGCAAUGGCCAAUACCGCUGGCGUCGUUGACAAUGACAGCUCUGACGUCAAGGCUAUUCGCGAUCUGCCUAGAGACAAACAGGAAAUGAUGGCAUGGAGGGCCCUGUUCAAAGUUCGCGACACCCAGCAAGGCCUUCAUAACCCGGAUAUCCUGACGGCACGCUUCCCCGACUUCACGAGUAGGUGGAAGGCAGUUUUGGCCCUUGUGCGCUCUAGCAAGGCCGGAGCCACCCAGUUUUUUGCGGUGCACUACCUGGACCGCUAUACAGCGAACCCUAUCAUGGAGCUGGAUACCAAAAUAUCAAACAACAACACGAACAGAAAUAAGGACUACAACCAUGAGCUCAAGGCAGCCAGGGAUCAUGGUCAAAUCGUUGCGAAGUUUGAUGAUCGCGCCGAGAUUAGAGAUGCCUCGGGAACGCUCCUCAAAACGUUGAUGAAGCCGAGGAAGCGCGUCCUGAGCGAGUUUCUUCCCCCGGAACUGGCUCAGUCCCCGGCGGCCAAGGUGAAACGUUCUAGAGGAAGCCGCAGGGGCAUGGGAGCUUCUGCAACCCCGGUAGGUGUGUCUUCUUUUGCCAACGGAGGGCAGGCUACCGAGAGCCACGCCGCGAGCUCCCUCCACGCUAUUCAAGAGGUGAAGAUGUACGAGCCUCUUCAGACCAAUUCAGGCAGCGUCCCCCUCGACGACAAUCAUUUGAACCGCGAACAAUCUAACGCCGAUAAUUUCGAUUUGAACUCAUCCCAGAGCGAUGAAGUCCCGACUCACGCAAUCCAGAGCAACGCCGACUUUCCACACGCCGAACUUCUCGAUGACGAACUAUUCAGUGGCGACCAAAGUAAUACCGACCUAAGCUACGCCGACCUGGAUAACGCCAACCUAGACAGUUCCGAGCAUGGCCGCACCGACUAUAGCGGCGCCAACUUGACCAACACCAGCCUGGCCGACACGAUCUUGAACAACACUGGCUCCAACAGCCCCGGCCUUCACCCAAGCAUCGCCACUCUCGACAACAUAGAUCAAUAUCAUAUGCCGCAUCAACCUCAGCUCACGUCCCUCGAGCAUGAGCAUAACCACGGCAACGCCACCUAUGGCAGUAACCAGGCUGGCCCCGGACGUGCAGCUGUGAACCCAUCCGGCCGUAUGGUUCAAAACGCAGCCGGCGCAAAUUGGUGGGUGGAGGACAAGUCCUCUAACGAGUGA
Molecule: messenger RNA, 1380 nt
Organism: Neurospora hispaniola
Lineage: Eukaryota; Fungi; Ascomycota; Sordariomycetes; Sordariales; Sordariaceae
Exons: 4
Coding region: 1-1380 (459 amino acids)
Source: RefSeq, a predicted model, not a curated record